AUGUCCAACGAACGCCUCACGUUCCCAACCUAUCUUCUCCCUUCCUUCUCCUUCCCCUUUCGUCGUCGCACAUCCUCUCCUAGCACAAAAACCGCAUCGCUCAACACAAGUACAAGCGCAAAUCCUUUGGUUCCAGGAUUAAGCUAUUCGCCUACCAGUAGCUGUAAUGAAACUCCACUCGCAUCACCUACAUCUGGGAGUUUUCUCUCGCGCAUUCCAACUACUUCCACCCACAAGAGUGGGAGUUGGAGCGAGAAUGAGAAUGAAAACGAGAGUCAUGAUUUAACUUCCACUCCCACCUCUCCUCCUCGCACCAAACCUCUCCCUCAACCUCAUCUCUCCCGUCCCUUUCCCUCUACAAUCCGCUGUCUCACCUGCUCCACCCACAUCUCGUACUCCUCGCAAAUAAUCUCCAAAGGCUUUACCGGUCGCCACGGCCGUGCCUAUCUCGUCGCUCCGCCUCCUUCUUCCCCCGUUCCUCAAAUCCCUCCCUUUCCACCCACCGCUCACGAUCGCUCUAAAAAUAUCUCCAACGUCCGCAUCGGGCGUCCUGCGAAUCGAGAAUUGUUAACAGGUCAUCAUGUCGUCGCAGAUGUAAACUGCGCGGUUUGUAAUACGUUGUUAGGGUGGAAAUAUGUGGAUGCGCGGGAGGCGGGCCAGAGAUACAAAAUUGGAAAAUUUAUUUUGGAAACGAAGAGGGUGGGGGUUGUAGAGACGUUUGAGGAUGAGGAUGUGCGGACGCAUUCGCUUGAUUUUCGCGGCGAGGAGGAUGAUAAUUUGGGAUUUGGGGGGGUGGGAAUGGGGAAUUUUGGAGGUGCGAGGAGAGAUGGAGAAUUACAUAUUUUGAAUGUGGAAACGAAAGAAGAGGAAGAAGCGAAGGGGUGGGUGAAUUUUGAUUCGGAAGAUGAAGAUGAGUGUGAGGAACUUUUUGCGGGGAUUUGGGAUGCUGAGGUGGCGCAGAAAAGAAGGAUUAGGAGGAUUGAUCGGAGGAGGAAGGAGGUGGAGAGGGAGAGGUUGGCGAGUAAGGAUAGUGGAGUCGGGGGGUUGUAG
Messenger RNA from Botrytis sinoallii, 1050 nucleotides. RefSeq lists its product as uncharacterized. The record is from RefSeq and is a predicted model, not a curated record. The coding region runs from base 1 to 1050 and encodes 349 amino acids. Lineage: Eukaryota; Fungi; Ascomycota; Leotiomycetes; Helotiales; Sclerotiniaceae. The transcript has a single exon.